AUGAUCAAUUCGUGUAAACGCCAUCGCAAGCAUGGCCUUACUUGUGCUUGUUCUCCUUGCAAUCCUCUGUACUUCAGCCUUCGUAUCCUCUUCUCCUUACGCAAGGUACCCGCGGCGCACUGGUCUUCUCGCUUCAGCUCUGCCCGAAUCCUGUGGGCGAGAUGGACAGGCACUGAGCUCAAGUUCCUACUCGACGCCCACGGCAGACUCGGGCCAAUUGUGCUCGUGGGCCCCCAAGAUAUUAGUGAGAGCAGCUACCAAGAUGAGAUUCGCAAAGUCUACGACGCCGGGUUUCCGAAGCCGGCCUCAUGGUAUUCGAUGUUCAACUAUUACGGGACAAGCAACGCUUUUACGAGUCUCGACAGAUCCGAACACGGCAUCCGCCGUAGAAGAACAGCCGCGCUAUACUCCAAGUCUGCGCUGAUGCAGUCCAAGCAUCUACGCGAGGUAACGGACUGCAUCAUCUACGAGAGACUGUUGCCAAGGCUGGAGGCGCUCUUGGCUGGGUGUGGCACCGGUCGUCUCGACGGGCUGGACUUGAGCUACCGCAUUUGCGCGGAUUAUCUCAGCUCGUUCUUGUUUGGCUAUUGCAACAGCACGAGUUUCCUGUCAUUCUCCUCCAAUGGCAAGGCGAAGCUCAACAGAGACGACCCUCUUGAGCUAUGGCGCUUCCACUACGAGAAUAUGUCAUGCCGCGAAGCGUUCUUUGUGCAGGAGAUGCCAGGACUGUACAGGCUGUUAAAGGCGCUUAGGACUAAUCUGCUGCCCAGACAGUAUUCAGAGGGGACUAGGUUUCUAGAGAAUUGGAUGUCGGCAAUGACCGAGAAGGCUGACCGCACUUGA
Aspergillus tanneri is the source of this 843-nucleotide messenger RNA. RefSeq lists its product as uncharacterized. The record is from RefSeq and is a predicted model, not a curated record. The coding region runs from base 1 to 843 and encodes 280 amino acids. Gene Ontology annotation, molecular function: monooxygenase activity; iron ion binding; oxidoreductase activity, acting on paired donors, with incorporation or reduction of molecular oxygen. Lineage: Eukaryota; Fungi; Ascomycota; Eurotiomycetes; Eurotiales; Aspergillaceae. The transcript has 2 exons.